Messenger RNA from Canariomyces notabilis, 4113 nucleotides. RefSeq names its product Coatomer, alpha subunit. Gene Ontology annotation, biological process: endoplasmic reticulum to Golgi vesicle-mediated transport; retrograde vesicle-mediated transport, Golgi to endoplasmic reticulum; intra-Golgi vesicle-mediated transport. Gene Ontology annotation, cellular component: COPI vesicle coat. The transcript has 10 exons. The record is from RefSeq and is a predicted model, not a curated record. Gene Ontology annotation, molecular function: structural molecule activity; protein binding. The coding region runs from base 265 to 3906 and encodes 1213 amino acids. NCBI's taxonomy places the organism in Eukaryota, Fungi, Ascomycota, Sordariomycetes, Sordariales, Chaetomiaceae.
CACACCCUCCGGUUGAGAUGCCACGGUUCCCUAUGAUUUGAUUGACACUGCUAAAGGGACCUCAGCAGCCGGCUUCGUCACCUCAGAGUAUCCUAAUUCACAUCGCAACACGCCCGGCUGCUGCUCCGUCCGACUCUGCCCCGCGAUCGAAGACAAUUUCUUGCCCCCAUCGACGCUUUCUUUUUCUUCUGGCGCUCGCAGUUGCACUGAAUUCCCCCUGUUGAUGCCGGGAGCCUAGGCCUCGGUCCAACCCUUUCAGCCAACAUGUCGGGAAUGCUCACCAAGUUCGAGUCCAAGUCGUCAAGGGCAAAGGGCAUCGCAUUCCACCCCACACGGCCAUGGAUCCUCGUCUCUCUCCAUUCGUCCACAAUCCAGUUGUGGGAUUAUCGCAUGGGCACGCUGAUUGACCGGUUCGAGGAGCACGACGGCCCUGUGCGCGGUGUCGAUUUCCACAAGACACAGCCCCUGUUCGUAUCGGGUGGUGAUGAUUACAAAAUCAAGGUCUGGUCGUACCAGACACGGCGAUGUCUAUUCACCUUGAACGGCCACCUCGACUAUAUCCGAACCGUCUUCUUCCACCACGAACUCCCCUGGAUUGUCAGUGCCAGUGACGACCAGACGAUCAGGAUAUGGAAUUGGCAGAAUCGCUCUUUGCUCUGCACCAUGACGGGCCACAAUCACUACGCCAUGUGCGCCCAGUUCCACCCCAAGGAAGAUUUGGUGGUCUCGGCCUCGCUCGACCAGUCAGUUCGCGUCUGGGACAUCUCUGGCCUGCGUAAGAAGCACUCGGCGCCGACUUCCAUGUCUUUUGAAGACCAGGUUUCGCGCGCGAAUGCGAAUCAAACAGAUAUGUUUGGCAACACGGAUGCUGUUGUCAAGUUCGUGCUUGAGGGCCACGACAGGGGUGUUAACUGGGUUGCCUUCCAUCCUACGAUGCCGUUGAUUGUCUCAGCAGGAGACGAUCGGCUUAUCAAGCUAUGGCGUAUGAGUGAAACUAAAGCGUGGGAGGUCGAUACUUGCAGAGGGCACUUCCAGAACGCCAGCGGCUGCCUGUUCCACCCACACCAGGACCUAAUUCUGUCUGCGGGCGAAGACAAGACGAUCAGAGUCUGGGAUUUGAACAAGCGGACCGCCGUGCACACCUUUAAGCGGGAGAACGAUCGGUUCUGGGUCAUCGCGGCUCACCCAGAGAUCAACCUCUUCGCUGCUGGCCAUGAUAACGGCGUUAUGGUGUUCAAGCUUGAACGUGAGAGGCCCGCCUCAGCCGUGUACCAGAACUCGCUUUUCUAUAUCACAAAGGACAAAUGUGUCAAGUCCUACGACUUCCAAAAGAAUGUGGAGUCCCCGACAUUGCUGUCGCUCAAGAAGCUCGGCAGCCCUUGGGUGCCUCCCCGCACUCUAUCCUAUAACCCCGCUGAGCGUUCUGUUUUGGUCACUUCCCCUGCCGAUGGCGGCACCUAUGAGCUCGUCAAUCUUCCCCGUGACGGUUCCGGGGUGAUUGAACCCACUGAAUCCAAGCGCGGCCAAGGCAACUCAGCGAUAUUCGUGGCCCGUAACCGCUUUGCCGUCCUGAAUACAUCGACACAGACGGUGGAUAUCAAGGACUUGACCAACAACACGACCAGGUCAUUCAAGCCCCCUAUCGGCACGAGCGAUAUCUACUUCGGCGGGACCGGAAAUCUGCUCAUCAUCACACCGACGGCUGUCCACCUUCAUGACAUCCAGCAAAAGAAGACGACGGCAGAGCUCGCGGUCAACGGUGUCAAGUAUGUGGUUUGGUCCAACGACGGACUCUACGCUGCCCUGCUCAGCAAACACAACGUAACGAUCGUGACCAAGACGCUGGAGCAAGUCAGUACUCUUCAUGAGACGAUCAGGAUCAAGAGCGCCACUUGGGACGAUGCUGGCGUUCUGCUGUACUCGACUUUGAAUCACGUCAAAUACACCCUCCUCAAUGGCGACAACGGAAUUGUUCGGACUCUCGACCAGACCGUAUACCUCGUCCGCGUCAAGGGCCGCAAUGUCUACUGCCUCGACCGUUCGGCUAAGCCUCGAAUCCUGCAAAUCGAUCCCACCGAGUACCGCUUCAAGCUCGCCUUGGUCAAGCGGAAUUACGAGGAGAUGCUUCACAUCAUCCAGAACUCCAGUCUGGUCGGCCAAUCAAUUAUCGCAUAUUUGCAGAAGAAGGGCUAUCCGGAGAUUGCGCUGCAAUUUGUACAGGAUCCGACCACACGAUUCGAGCUCGCGAUCGAGUGCGGGAACCUAGAGGUUGCAGUCGAGAUGGCCAAGCAGCUCGACCGCCCCAAGCUCUGGACCAGGUUAAGUACCGAGGCCCUAGCUCACGGCAAUCACUCCAUCGUCGAGAUGUGCUAUCAACGGUUAAAGCAUUUCGACAAGCUCUCGUUCCUCUACCUCGCCACCGGUGACAUCGGGAAGCUGUCCCGUAUGGCCAAGAUCGCCGAACACCGAGGAGACUAUACCUCCAGGUUCCAGAAUGCCCUCUACCUGGGCGAAGUCGAGGACAGGAUCCAGAUGUUCAAGGAGAUCGACCAAUACCCCCUGGCAUACAUGACGGCCAAGGCCCACGGUUUGGAGGAAGAAUGUCAAUCCAUCCUUGAAGCUAUCGGUUUCACAGAAGAACAGCUCAACCUCCCCACCUUUGGCGAGCCACUUACCCCUCCUAAGCCGGUAGUGCCAACACAUCAGGCCAAUUGGCCGACCAAGGCCACAUCUCAGUCCUUCUUUGAGAAGGCACUUCUAGGUCAGAUGGAGGGUCUGUCACUAGAAGAGGAACCGGCCACCAAUGGUUUGGAUGCGGGUGAAGAGGGUGCUGCCAAGCCGGAUACCCUCGGGGAAGCAGAAGAAGACGAGGACGCUGCCGGAUGGGACAUGGGCGAGGACGUUGUCGCUGAGGUUGAAGAGGGUUUCGUCAACGUGGAGAGUGCCGAUGCUGGGGGUUCGGGCAGCAGCGAGGCAGAUUUGUGGGCCCGCAAUUCGCCUCUCGCAGUCGACCAUGUUGCCGGUGGCUCAUUCGAAACAGCGAUGCAACUCCUCAACCGCCAAGUGGGUGCCGUCAAUUUCGCUCCUCUCAAGCCACGGUUCCUGGAAGUCUACCAGGCAUCUAAGACGUACCUGCCCGCAUCGCCUGGUCUGCCUCCUCUAGUGAACUACGUCCGGCGUACAGUUGAAGAGUCAGAUCCCAGGAAAGUCCUGCCUAUUAUUCCCAGGGACUUGGGUUACCUCGCCGCCAAUGACCUGCAACGGGGCUAUGAUGCCAUGAAGGCGAACAAGCUGGAGGAUGGUGUGAGGAUAUUCAAAGGCAUUUUGCAUUCGGUGCUGGUCAACGCCGUCGGCAGCGAAAGCGAGGUGGCCGAAGCCAAGAAGCUGAUUGCUUCCGCCAGCGAAUACACCGUCGCCAUGUCGAUUGAGCUCGCGCGAAGAGCGCUCGGGACGCCGGAUGCUGUCAGUCAGAACCCUCAACUGCUGAAGCGGAGUUUGGAGCUGUCGGCAUACUUCACAAUCCCCAAGAUUGAGGUGCCGCAUCGGCAGCUUGCGUUGUUGAGCGCCAUGAGAUUGGCCACGCAGAGCAAGAACUACAAUUCGGCGCUGAGCUUUGCCAACAGGAUAUUGGCGAACGGAGGGGCAAGCAAGAUUUUGGAGGGUGCCCGGAAAACAAAGGCUCAGUGCGAGCGCAACCCGCAUGAUGCGGUGGAAAUCGAGUUCGACCAAUUUGCCGAAUUCGAGAUCUGCGCCGCAAGUUACACUCCCAUAUAUAGCGGCACCGCGUACGAGGAAUGCGCGUUCGAUGGGUCCAAGUACCACACCAAAUACAAGGGCACGGUGUGCGCCGUAUGCGAGGUGUGCGAGGUUGGCAAGCACGGUAGCGGACUGAAGCUGUUUGCUUGAGGGCAAAGGGACGUAUAAUGUUACACUGGGAUAUCCUGUGGGACCAGCGCUUCUUCGAGAAACCCGCAAGGGGCACUCACGGCGGGAAAAGUAUGGAGUUAGAUCAACUGGUUACGUCAAGCCUGGGGACAUGACUGAAAUGCGGAGCAUGAGAGAUUAGUUGUAGCACGAGAAGAAUUGUUUGAUCAUAAACAACCCGUUGAAAUU